Molecule: messenger RNA, 3321 nt
Organism: Sphenostylis stenocarpa
Lineage: Eukaryota; Viridiplantae; Streptophyta; Magnoliopsida; Fabales; Fabaceae
Source: the annotation of a GenBank genome assembly
AUGGCUGCGGCUUUUGUGGGAGAAGCUUUCCUCUCAGCUGCUGUGGAGGUGCUGUUGAACAGGAUAAUUUCCCGUGAGUUCCAAGACUUCUUUCAUUGCAAGAAGCUUGAUAUUUUGCCCCUUAAAAAGCUUAGAAUAACACUGUUGAGUCUUCAAGCUGUACUAAAUGAUGCUGAAGAGAAACAGAUCACCAACCCUGCAGUCAAGGAAUGGCUGGAUGAGCUCACACAAACUGUCUUUGAUGCCGAAGAUUUGUUGGAUGAAAUCAACACUGAGGCUUUGCGAUGCAAAUUGGAAGCCAAGUCUCUGAGUCGAUCUACUAGAGAUCAGGUGAUGAACUUAUUUUCUUCUCCUCUCAACCAGUUUCAAAAAGUUGUCAAUUCGAAAAUACAAGCUUUGUUUCAAAGACUAGAACAAUUUGCCCUGCAAAAAGACAUCCUUCAACUAAAAGAAGGUGUUUCCAGCAGUGUCUGGCAUGGAACUCCCACAAGUUCUGUGGUAGAUGAAUCCACUAUCUAUGGCAGAGAUGAUGACAGAAACAAACUUAAAAGUUAUUUGAUGUCAGAAGAUGCUAGUGGCUGUAAAAUAGGAGUGAUUUCCAUUGUGGGCAUGGGAGGGCUUGGGAAAACAACACUUGCUAAACUCCUUUACAAUGAUCCAGAUGUACAAGAAAAAUUUGAUUUAAAAGCAUGGGCCUAUAUUUCAAAUGGUUUUGAUGUUUGCAAGGUUACUAAAACCAUUCUUGAAUCUGUCACCUUCAAAUCAAACGAUACAAAUAACUUGAAUAUUCUACAAGUAGAAUUGCAACAAAGCUUAAGCCACAAAAGAUUUUUUCUUGUAUUGGAUGACAUAUGGGAUGGAAGCUCUGUUGAUUGGAACAAUCUAAUGGACAUUUUUAGUGCUGGGAAAAUGGGGAGUAAAAUUAUCAUCACAACUAGAGAUGAGAGUGUCGCAAGAGCCAUGCAAACUUUUUUACCUAUCCACCAUUUGACAUCUCUAUCUAGUGAAGAUUGCUGGUCUUUACUUGCUAAACAUGCAUUUGGAGCAAAUAAUUGCAGCAAACAAUUAAACCUAGAAGUAAUUGGUAAAGAAAUAGCAAAAAAAUGUGACGGCUUACCAUUAGCUGCAGUAACACUUGGGGGUCUUCUUCGUACCCAAUUAUCAGAAAAUUAUUGGACCAAGGUAUUAAAAAGUAACAUUUGGGAUUUGCCAAAUGUUAAGGUUCUACCAGCUCUACUAUUGAGCUAUCAUUACCUCCCUGCUCCUUUGAAACGAUGCUUCGCUUACUUAUCGAUAUUUCCAAAGAACUCCAAGAUAGAAAAAGAGAUGGUGGUGCGGUUAUGGAUUGCAGAAGGCUUAGUAUGUCAAUCCAAAAGUGACAAAACUAUGGAAGAAGUAGGUGAUGAAUACUUCGAUGAACUAGUAUCAAGGUCACUGAUACAUAGAAGAGGGUCACUAAGUGGGCAAGCAGACUUUAAAAUGCAUGACCUGAUCAAUGGUUUAGCCACUAUGAUUUCAUCUACAUAUUGUGUCAAGUGUGAGGAUCCAAUGUCACGUGCAAGUGUUGAAAGAAUUCGUCAUUUGUCAUACAACAGAGGGAUGUAUGACUCUUUCAAUAAAUUUGAUUGCCUUUAUGGAUCAAAAGGUCUGCGUUCCUUCAUUGUCUUACCAUUUAGAAUGCGGUGGUUACGAAUUGGUUGUUUUCUCUGUUGUUACUUGUCAAACAAGGUAGUACAUGACUUGUUACCAAGAAUGACAAAGCUGAGGGUGUUAUCCUUGUCACACUAUGUGAAUAUCACUGAGUUGCCUGAUUCUCUUGGAAAUUUAGUUUUUCUGCGAUACUUGGAUCUUUCUAACACUAGCAUUCAGAGAUUGCCAGAUGUAAUUUGCAAGCUCUAUAAUAUGCAGACUUUGUUGUUGUCCAAUUGUUGGUUACUCACUGAAUUGCCCGAGGACAUUGGAAAUUUGGUAAAUCUACGGCACCUAGACAACAGUGGGACUGUUUUGAAGAAGAUGCCUAAACAAAUAGCCUCACUACAAAAUCUUCAAACCUUGUCCACCUUUGUCAUCAGCAAACUGCAAGAUGGAUUGAAGGUUGGAGAGCUGAAAAACUUUCCCCUUCUACAAGGAAAACUUUCCAUUUUGAAGCUACAAAAUGUAGUUGACCCCGAUGAAGCUCUCCAAGCCAAUUUGAAGAAGAAAGCACAAAUAAAUGAGUUAGCACUAGAAUGGGAUUGUGGUACCACUGAAGAUACGCAAAUUGAAAGGCUUGUACUCGAGCAGCUGCAACCUCCAAUAAACUUGAAGAAACUGACCAUCAGGUCCUAUGGUGGAACCAGCUUUCCAAAUUGGUUAGGUGAUGCUGCCUUUGGUAACAUGGUGUACUUACGCAUUAGUGGCUGUGAUCAUUGUUGGUCGCUACCUCCCCUUGGGCAGUUAGUUAGUCUUCAAGAACUCUACAUUUCUGAUAUGAAAUCAGUGAAGACUGUUGGUACUGAAUUCUAUGGAAGUUCUUCACCUUCAUUUCAGCCAUUUCCCUCCUUGGAGAUUUUGAGUUUUGAGGGGAUGCUAGAGUGGGAGGAAUGGAACUGGAUCGAAGUGCUAAAAAGGCUUAGCAUUUCUUCUUGUAAGAAUUUGAAAUCUAUUUCUAGUGCAGAAAAUUCAUCCCAGAGUCUCUCACUUCUUGAACAUUUGAGCAUAUGUAAAUGUCCUGAACUUGAAUCAUUUCCAGCGGGUGGAUUGCUCAUUCCUAACCUCAUUCAACUCGAGGUAUUGAGCUGUGACAAGCUCAAUUCACUCCCUGUACCAAUUAACACUCUUGCUUCCCUCCAAUCAUUGAACAUUAAUCAUCUUCCCAAUCUUGAGUCUUUUGCACAAGGGGGUUUGCCUAUCAGGCUACGUGAGUUUUAUGUCUCUAGUCUAGGGAGUUUCUUGACAACAACUAUCAGUGACUGGGGUUUGCAAAGGCUCACUUGUCUUUCAACAUUGACUAUUGGAAGUGAUGAAAUUUUGAAUGCAUUUACGAAGAUGAAAACGUCAUUGCUGCCAACUUCUCUGGUGUCCUUAUGCAUAUGUAAUCUUACGGGUAUAAAAUGCUUGGAUGGGAAGUGGCUUCAGCAUCUAACCUCUCUUGAAAAGCUUGAGAUUUUAUGUUCUCGCCAACUUGAAUCCUUACCUGAAGAGGGAUUGCCUCCCACUCUUUCCGUGUUGACCAUCGAGAUGUGUCCAUCAUUAGAAGCAAGUUGUAGCCACGGAGGGAAAGAUUGGUCUAAGAUUUCUCACAUUCCGUGCAUAAUUAUCAACGGGCAAGUGAUCAUAUAA